AUGCCUUGGCGUCAAUUAUUAAGGAAUUUAACAAAUAAUGAAGAAUUAAUUCGUCGUCUAUCAGAAUCUUAUCCAAUACGACGAGCAGCACAAUUAACAGCUUAUUUUUAUAGUGCUAGCAAAGAUAAAUUUAUUGAACAACGAGGUAAAUAUGAACGGGCUGGCGGAUGGGAUAAAACAAAAAAAGAUGUAAAAGAUGAUUUUCAAGGAGUUCAGAGUAUAGGAAAAGAGUAUAUAUCAACUCUAUUUCGACCUUACACAGAUACAUGGGCAAAUUACAAAGAAUUACGGCGACAACAAGAAAAAAGUCGAACAUCAACAACACCACCACCAUCAUCAUCCACAAAAACAACACCAAAAACAACAAUAAUUAAUAAGAAAAAGUCUUCCUCUUAA
Adineta steineri is the source of this 396-nucleotide messenger RNA. The record is from the annotation of a GenBank genome assembly. Lineage: Eukaryota; Metazoa; Rotifera; Eurotatoria; Adinetida; Adinetidae.